Molecule: messenger RNA, 3431 nt
Organism: Cuscuta europaea
Lineage: Eukaryota; Viridiplantae; Streptophyta; Magnoliopsida; Solanales; Convolvulaceae
Source: the annotation of a GenBank genome assembly
AGCAAGCACGCACGAUUAACGUGCAAUACUUAAGCUAGCAAGUCCGGGAUGGGGAAUAUGUCGGCGAAGUUUGGAUCAUCGUCGUCUACGGAGAAUGUUGCUACGGCCGAGGACUGGCAAAGGGCGGUCAACAAGGUGGUUCAGGCGGUGGUCGCCAUCAACGUCACCGCUUGCCGGUGUUUCGACACCGAGUCCGUCAGUUCUGCAGUCGCAACGGGCUUUGUUGUCGAUAAGCGCCGGGGAAUCAUUCUUACUAACAGACAUGUUGUUGGUGCUGGACCUGUGGUGGCUGAAGCUACGUUUGUGGACAAUGAACAAAUUCCUAUCUAUCCAAUAUAUAGAGACCCCGUUCACGAUUUUGGUUUUUUCCGCUAUGAUCCUGGUGCAAUACAAUUUAUCGAUUAUGAGGAAAUAACUCUUGCUCCCGAGGCGGCUCAUGUAGGUCUUGAAAUAAGGGUAAUUGGGAAUGAUAGUGGAGAGAAGGUAUCUAUUUUGGCCGGCACUCUUGCUCGUUUAGAUAGAGAUGCUCCAAAUUACGAGUCUGAUGGCUACAAUGACUUCAAUACAUUCUACAUACAAGCUGCAUCUGGGACUAAGGGUGGUUCAAGUGGCUCUCCGGUAAUUGACUCGCAGGGCAGAGCGGUUGCUUUGAAUGCAGGGGGCAAGACAUCAAGUGCCUCUGCUUUUUUCCUUCCAUUAGAGCGAGUUGUGAGAGCGUUAGUUUUCUUACAAUUAGGAAGAGAUUCUACCAACAAAUGGGGGGUAGUAUCUAUUCCUCGUGGCACGCUUCAGGUUACAUUUGUCCAUAAAGGAUUUGACGAGACCCGUCGUCUUGGUGUUCAAAGUGAAACAGAACGGUUGGCACGACGUUCUUCUCGUCGAGGUGAAACUGGAAUGCUUGUUGUUGAUUCUGUGGUGCCGUGUGCCCAAGCUUGUAAUUUAUUAAAGCCAGGUGAUGUGCUUGUUUGUAUGCAAGAGAAGGUGACUACGCAUUUCCUUGAGUUGGAAAGUAUACUUGAUGACAUGGUUGGAAAGAAUGUUGAACUUAAAAUUGAAAGAUGUGGUGCCUCAUUAACUGUUGACUUAUUGGUCCAGAAUUUGCACUCAAUAACUCCUGACCGCUUCUUGGAAGUUAGUGGUGCAGUGAUACACCCCCUUUCAUAUCAACAGGCUAGAAAUUUCCAUUUUCAAUGUGGGCUUGUCUAUGUGGCACACCCAGGAUAUAUGCUCUAUAGAGCUGGUGUUCCUAACCAUGCUAUCAUAACCAAAUUCGGAGACAAAGUUAUUUCAAAUCUUGAAGAGUUGAUACAUGUCCUUUCUAACUUGACUAGGGGCUCAAGAGUACCACUUGAGUACAUCAGAAACGAAAACCGUCACCGGAUGCAGUCUGUGUUAGUAACAGUUGACCGCCAGGAGUGGCAUGCCCCUCCUCUAAUUUACACUCGUGAUGAUGGUUCUGGAUUAUGGUUCACUAAGCCGGCUUUACUGCCCGACUGCGUUUUCCUUUCGGACAUAAUUCCUGUCAAACAAGAUCUGUUGAGUUAUAAUGUGCCACAACAUGUUAGCAAAGAGUCAAGCAAUAGUUUUAUAGAUGCAGAAUCUAGUUAUGAGAUCACAGUAGAGCGACCACAAUUUCAGGAUGAUAUUCAUUCUGGUACAAAGAAAAGAAUGGUGGAAGAAAAUUCAUCCACCAAUGAAACGGAGGCAGCUUAUGCCUCAGUUGCUGAGCGUGUCAUUCAGCCUUCCCUUGUAAAGUGUGAGGUUCAUGUUCCAAUGUCAUGUUUUCUCGACGAUGCCAACGAAAUACAUCUUUCUGGUACUGGUGUGAUUGUAUACCAUUCACAAAGUAUGGGCUUGGUUGCUAUAGAUAAGAACACUGUUGUAGUAUCAGCUUGUGAUAUCAUGCUGUCAUUUGCUGCUUUUCCUAUUGUAAUCCCCGGGGAGGUUGUCUUCCUUGAUCAUGUCCACAAUCUUACUCUUGUUGCAUAUGACCCUUCUGCACUUGGACCUAAUGGUUACUCUGCAGUUCAUGCGGCUGAGCUUUUCCCUGAGCCCCUGCUUCGUCGUGGCGAUUCAGUGUCACUUGUGCGAUUAAGCAGAACCAUGCAGACAAUCUCUAGGAAAGUAAAUGUUAUAAAUCCUUAUGUUUCCGUGUAUACUGAACCAAACUAUAGGCCACGAUAUAGAGCAAUUAACAUGGAAGUUAUUGAGCUCGACGAUGAUUUUGGUUCUACAAUUAAUGGUGUGCUGACUGAUGAGCGUGGAAGAGUUCAAGCCUUAUGGGGAAUUUUUUCAAAUCUGUCGAAUAAAGCUUCUCAUUUGGAUCAGAUAACCUAUGGAAUUCCAAUAUAUGCCAUAAGUCGAGUUCUUGAAAAAAUUGAUUAUGGUGCCAAUGGACCGUUUCGCGUUAUAAAUGGUGUGAGAAGGUCUUUGCCACUAAUGAGAAUAUUAGAAGUUGAACUUCAUCCUACAUUACUUUCUGAGGCCCGCAGUUUUGGAUUAAGUGACACUUGGAUCCAGGCCCUUUUCAAAAAAGACUCUAUUAGACGGCAGGCUUUAAAGGUCACAGGUUGUUUUGCUGGCUCAAGUGCUGAAAAAUUACUAGAACAAGGUGACACGCUGUUGGCCAUCAACAAAGAGCCAGUCACUUGCUUUUGUGACAUUGAAGAUGCUUGUCAAGCUUUAAACAAUGGUGAUGGCAAGCUGUGUGUGACCAUAUUUCGUCAGGGGACUGAAAAGGAACUACUUGUGGGAACAGACAUGAGGGAUGGUAAUGGAACCACACAUGCGAUAAAUUGGUGUGGGUGUACUGUCCAAUACCCUCACUCUUCAGUCCGUGCACUUGGAUUUCUUCCCGACGAAGGCCAUGGUGUAUAUGUGACAUGUUGUUUAAGAGGCAGCGCUGCAGAUCGGUAUGGUCUGGAUGCUUUUCAGUGGAUUGUUGAAAUAAAUGGAAAAGCAACUCCUAAUUUGGAUGCUUUUAUUGAGGUUACUAAGGGAUUAGAGCAUGAGGGGUUUGUUCGUGUAAGAACGGUAAAGUUGAAUGGGAAGGACCAAGUGCUUACGUUGAAGCAAGAUUUACACUAUUGGCCAACAGUGGACCUCAGGUUUGAUCCUGAAACAGCCAUGUGGCGCCGCAAGGUCAUCAAAGGGUUGGACUUUGGUUCUAUGUGAAACAGCCCCCACCCCACCCCACUCCCUAACAAAAAAGAGUCUUGUUUGUUUCAACACCUGACUUCUUUUCACUUGUUUUCAGUUAUACAUUGCGCGUGGUAGAGCAUCUCUCUAAUUAAUCAUUUGAUGUAUACUAAUUACUCUGUUUAAUAUAAAGUCAAACUAUUGUAAAUUUGUUAUGAAAAGUUUUGGACAGUCUAGGACGAUAUAACACCUGAGUUUUGAAUUGGGUGUUGAGAUCAAAAUUGUUGUUGGGA